Messenger RNA from Dentiscutata heterogama, 516 nucleotides. Lineage: Eukaryota; Fungi; Glomeromycota; Glomeromycetes; Diversisporales; Gigasporaceae. The record is from the annotation of a GenBank genome assembly.
AUGAACAAAAUUAAAGCCCGAACACUAAGAAAUAUUAGUUUAACAGAUGAAGAUUAUGAUAAAUAUUUAAAUCAUUUUAAAACUCCACCUUUUAGCUCAUUAAUUGAAAAAAAUGUUUGUUUUUCUAACCAACAAGAAGAUGUUCAUAAAGCAAUAAAAGAAAUUAAAAAUGAUAAAAAGUAUGCUGACGAUUUUUUUGUAGCAGCUCAGAAAUUUAUUAAUGAAGGAAAAAUAUUAGUGAGCAGCUCAGUGGAUUCCCAAUCCAGAAGAGGAUCCAUCGUUGAAGAUAGUAACCAAAAUUUAAGUACCGAUCAAGAACUGGUGCUAUCAGAAGAUGCCCUUGUUAAUUAUCAAACUUCUUCUACAGUUAAUCAGUCUUCCUGUUACCAGCCUCCUGCAGUUUUCUUAGCUAAUCAACAAAAUAGUUUACAUUCACAGACAACAUUAAAUAAUGAAAGUUCAAAUCAAAUAAAUAAGGAUUUAGAUCGAACUCCAAAAACUCCAAAUCAACAAUAG